Molecule: messenger RNA, 993 nt
Organism: Anopheles gambiae (African malaria mosquito)
Lineage: Eukaryota; Metazoa; Arthropoda; Insecta; Diptera; Culicidae
Product: ficolin-1
Exons: 2
Coding region: 39-923 (294 amino acids)
Source: RefSeq, a predicted model, not a curated record
AACGAUCGGUUCAGUACACAUUCACAAGGCAUUACAGAAUGUGGUUGACCGCUGCGCUGCUACUAUUGGCUACCAUCCAUGGAGGGAUCGCAGCCACGUGCGAUUUUCCUCAGUCGCUGUGUUUUGAUUCAGAGCCCGCGUUAAAAAAUCUUGACCUGUUGGAAGCAGCCAUCAAAGGAAUUGGUACUUCGCCUUCUUCCUCCACCAAACCGGAUGAUUUGAUCACAUUGAUCAAUCAAAUAACCAGCAAGUUGCAGGAAUCCGAAGAUUUUGCGCCCAGCAGCUACAAAUCCUGUUCCGAUGUGCCACCCAAUUCUCCGUCAGGAGUAUAUAAGCUAAGGGGCGAGUUUGGCAGCUCGCAGAAAGCAUAUUGUAACAUGAGCUAUGCUGGUGGUGGCUGGUUGGUGUUUCAGAAUCGGUUCAACGGCUCUACCGAUUUUUAUCGUAAUUGGAAUGACUAUCAGAACGGCUUCGGUGAUUUGGAGACUGGUGAGUUCUGGUGGGGUCUAAACAAUCUGUACCGUGCGACAAACUUGGCACCACACGAGCUCGCCAUUGUUCUGGAGGAUUUCACCGGAAAUAAAACUGUAGCAAGGUACAGCGCAUUCCAGAUAGGCGACGAAUCUGAACUAUAUCGCCUAAAUGUACUGGGAACGUACAACGGAACGGCGGGCGACUCCUUGCGACGGCACCAAGAUAUGCCAUUCACUACCAUCGAUAAUGACAAUGACGAAUACACGUUAAACUGUGCCGUACAGUUUACCGGUGCAUGGUGGUACAGGAGUUGCGCUGACAGCAACCUUAAUGGUCAGUAUCUUGGUGGUGCUACUAGUCUAUACGGUAAGGGUAUGAUAUGGACAACUUUUGGAGGAAUGAGUUACUCACAAAAAAUUUCACAAAUGAUGAUUCGUCGAUUGGCGUAAGCUGUUUGGUGAAAAAAGUCAUUUGAAAAAUAAUAAAAUAAUUAUAUUCUAUCAAAUAGACUACCAUUUA